AUGGCUCGUACCAAGCAAAGUCCGACUAAAGUCGUGGAUAGUUCUCCUGUGAUCACCAGCCGAAACAACAAAGUUCUCUCGACCAAAGGAAAACUCUCAGCCAAAGGAAAACUCUCAACCAAAGAAAAACCUAAAGCCUGUGAGCCAAACACAUCCGCAAAGAAACGUUAUCGUCCAGUAGCGAUUCGCGAGAUUAAAAGAUAUCAAAACUCCACGCACCUUCUCAUUCCCAAACUUCCAUUUCAACGACUGGUCAGAGAAGUUGCGCUUGAAUACAAACCCGAUGUGCGUUUUCAAGUUGCUUCCCUCGAAGCUAUUCACAUGGCUGCGGAAGCAUACCUCAUUGGUUUACUUGAAGAAGCGAACUUAUGCGCAAUUCACGCGAAAAGAGUCACAAUAUUUCCGCAAGACAUGCAGCUGGCUCGUCGCAUUCGAGGCGAAACAGCUAACAUACCACACAACUUGGGUCGCGCUCGAAGUCGUCGUAGCUAA
Messenger RNA from Rhagoletis zephyria (snowberry fruit fly), 492 nucleotides. NCBI's taxonomy places the organism in Eukaryota, Metazoa, Arthropoda, Insecta, Diptera, Tephritidae. The record is from RefSeq and is a predicted model, not a curated record.